This is a messenger RNA of Neurospora crassa OR74A, 3006 nucleotides long. RefSeq lists its product as hypothetical. The record is from RefSeq and is a predicted model, not a curated record. Lineage: Eukaryota; Fungi; Ascomycota; Sordariomycetes; Sordariales; Sordariaceae. Gene Ontology annotation, molecular function: phospholipid binding; structural constituent of nuclear pore. Bases 608 to 2656 code for a protein of 682 amino acids. The transcript has 2 exons. Gene Ontology annotation, biological process: protein import into nucleus; RNA export from nucleus. Gene Ontology annotation, cellular component: nuclear pore central transport channel; nuclear pore.
GCUAGUAAAAUGUUAGACGGGGUAGGUGAGGUGAGGCUGACCACUUCACCUGGGGCUGACUCGUUGCAGUGGUGACUGGAGUGCUCCAAUAAGCGGGAAAUGCUUGGCCUUGUUGAGUGCGCGUCCGGGUCCCCAGAAGGGGAAAAGCCCAGGCGCGCUGCAGCACCUCCAAAAAAGUGGAAAGGCCUGUCGCGACGGACGGAACCUUGACAAACAGAGACCGAGAGACUGAGUGACGCUGCCACACUUUCUUUGCUUUCUCCAAUCCACGCCCAAACGACGUCCACGUCCACUCCACCAAACGGAUUCCGAACCGACGUCCAAAACUCGCGAUCCGAUAACCACGGCUGGACCAUUGCAUCACUUACUCAAAACCGAGAUCGCGCCGAUCUUCCUCUUCGCAUUUCAACGAAUCGUUGCUUGGGUUUCCGCGCGCUCCCUGUUGUUGUUGAGGUAACCGCAACAGCCUUGGGAAGUGGGACGCUGUUGUUGACUUUCUAGAUUUUGGUUGACGACGACUACCCAACCACCAACGCCUCAUCCAUCCAUCCAACCAACCAACCCCGAAACCUCGACAUCAUAUCGUCAGCCUCACAUAAUCGCAAUCAUGUCAUUCUUCGGUACACCAAGCUCCAGCGCGGCCUCGGGCCAACCAGCAACAACUGCUACAUCCGGUGGUCUCUUCGGAGCCUCCUCCUUCGGCACCCCAGCAGCGAGCUCGACACAGCCAGCCGGUAGCUUGUUUGGCGCUAAGCCUACAGAUGCCUCGAAACCUGGAGGACUAUUCGGAGCCAAUACCACCUCGACUACACCUUCGCUUUUCGGCUCUGCUUCCAACACUGCCGGAGGAGGCAGCACGACGCCUGGCGCAGGCUUGUUUGGAAACACCACUGCCAACACAUCGACAACCCCCGCCGCUGGUGGCUCGAACUUGUUUGGUGGCGGGGCCAGCACCACACCCGCAACAGGAGCUCCUUCGGGAGGUCUGUUUGGAAACAAUGCUUCUACUACUCCGGCUACCGGUGGUCUCUUCGGAGCUGGCGCCAACUCUCAGACGACGCCGGCUAAGACCUCGUUUGGACUAGGAUCGACUACCCCAGCCGGUGCACCACCUGCUGCUGACGCUUCCAAGGCCGCGCCCUCUCUCUUUGGUGCUACCCAGCCUGCCUCUGGCAACCUCUUUGGAGGAGGAGGAGCCUCGAGUACCCCGACCACAACCCCUGCCCCCACCUCGGGAACAACACCAUCUCUGUUCGGAGCGAAGCCAGCCGAGACCACCACCUCUGGCACCACUUCUGGUCUCUUUGGCGCCAAGCCAGCCGAGCCUGCGUCCAGCACAACUCCCGCGACGACAGCCACUUCCGGAUCUACUCUCUUUGGCGCGAAGCCUGCGACCAGCGGUGGCAGCCUGUUUGGCGGAGCCUCGACAACCCCGGCUACGACAUCGACCACGACCACCACAGCACCAGCAACUUCCGGCCUCUUUGGUGCCAACACAAGCAAGCCGGCCGAAGCCGCAAAGCCAGCUACGGGUGGUCUGUUCGGCGCCACUCCUGCUACCUCAGCUCCUGCCACCUCUACCACCACUGCUGCUUCCGGCAGUCUGUUCGGCGCCAACAAGGAUGCUACCACUACCUCUACUGCCCCAGCAUCAGGAGGCUUGUUUGGAUCGACUACGCCUUCGACGACCACAACCACGGCGCCUGCUCCUUCGUCUUCGACCACAACUAGCGGCCUCUUCGGUGCGGCCACCACCAAGCCCGCCACUACCACAGCGGCCACCACCACUGCCGGUGGGAGCACCACCGCCACUGCUGGAACCACCAGCAGUCUCUUUGGAGGAGGAGCCAAGCCUGCGGACACCACCACCUCCAAAACCACCACCAACAACACCACUACUGCCGCCGGCACCACCAGCACCACCGGCAACCUCGCCUCCACGACCACCGGCCCCACUUCUACUCUCCCGCGGUUGAAGAACAAGACCAUGGAUGAAAUCAUCACCCGCUGGGCCACCGAUCUCUCCAAGUACCAGAAGGAAUUCAAGUCGCAAGCCGCCAAGGUGGCCGAAUGGGACCGCCUCCUGGUCGAAAACGGCGAGAAGAUCCAGAAGCUGUACACCAGCACGUACGAGGCCGAAAAGGCCAGCAACGAGAUCGAGCGCCAGCUCUCGGGCGUCGAGUCGCAGCAGGACGAGCUGACCGCGUGGCUGGACCAGUACGAGGCACAGCUGGAGGAGUUGUUCAAGAAGCAGCAGCUUGGAUCCGGCGGCGAGUCAAAGGCUGCUGGCGGUGUUGGCGACGGCUUGGGCCCCGAUCAGGAGCGCGAGAGGACGUAUAAGCUUGCCGAGAAGCUGACGGAUAGGCUGGAUGAGAUGGGCAAGGAUUUGGCCAAGAUGAUCAAGGAGAUAAAUGAUAUGACGGGCACGUUGAGCAAGGGGAGCAAGCCUGAUGAUCCGCUCAGCCAAAUCGUCCGUGUCCUCAACGGUCACCUUCACCAGCUUCAGUGGAUCGACCAAAACGCCGCCGACCUCCAAGCCAAGGUGGCCGCUGCCCAAAAGGCUACCAGCGGCAUGGGUGCCCACCAAGGCGUCAACGAGUCGGAUGCCGCUCAGAGCUUUUACCGCUCGUACAGGGCCGGUGGUGUGAACAGGUGAAGGGAAAGGGAAGGGAAGGGAAGGGAAAUAAAUGGGCUUUGAUGAUGCUGUAUUGUAGGAAGCUAAAGUAAAGUGAAGUAUGAGUGAAAGAGAAAGAGAAAGAGGCUGAAGAAUCGGAUGGCGGCGAACUUGUCUGUGUGUGUGUGUGUGUGUUCAGUUUUGAGUACCCUACCUACCCUAGUUUGUUGGUUUGUUGGUUUGUUGGUUUGUUUUGUUAGUCUGUGAAAGACCAUCAUGGUAUGAUUUGAAACGUCUUGUAUAUGUAUCGUGGCUGUGGAUGGGGGGGGAUCGAUGAUGUUAAUUUACGUAGCUGAGAUCUGUCUGUCUGUCUGGCUUUGGGAUGGGUUAGG